Pteronotus mesoamericanus is the source of this 1604-nucleotide messenger RNA. It is a transcript of the gene HMGCL, whose product is annotated as 3-hydroxy-3-methylglutaryl-CoA lyase. Gene Ontology annotation, biological process: L-leucine catabolic process; ketone body biosynthetic process. Gene Ontology annotation, molecular function: hydroxymethylglutaryl-CoA lyase activity. Gene Ontology annotation, cellular component: mitochondrion. The record is from RefSeq and is a predicted model, not a curated record. NCBI's taxonomy places the organism in Eukaryota, Metazoa, Chordata, Mammalia, Chiroptera, Mormoopidae. The coding region runs from base 59 to 1036 and encodes 325 amino acids. The transcript is spliced from 9 exons.
AGGAGGUGGAUGGUCACGUGGGGCUUAGUGGGACGUUCGCCGGCUCAGCUGGACCAAGAUGGCGACAGUGAGGGGGGUGCUGCGGCAGAGACUGGUGGGCUUGUCGUCCGUCAGGGCUGUCAGCACCUCAUCCUUGAGUACUUUGCCAAAGCAGGUGAAAAUUGUGGAAGUUGGUCCCCGAGACGGACUACAAAAUGAAAAGAAUAUUGUACCUACCCCAGUAAAAAUCAGGAUGAUAGACAUGCUUUCGGAAGCGGGCCUCCCCGUGAUAGAAGCCACCAGCUUCGUGUCUCCCAAGUGGGUCCCUCAGAUGGCUGACCACACCGAAGUCUUGAAGGGCAUCCAGAAGUUUCCUGGCGUCAACUACCCAGUCCUGACCCCAAAUUUCAAAGGCUACCAGGCAGCGGUUGCUGCUGGAGCCAAGGAGGUGAGCAUCUUUGGAGCUGCCUCCGAGCUCUUCACCAAGAAGAACAUCAACUGCUCCAUAGAUGAAAGCCUGCAACGGUUUGACGAAGUCUUGAAGGCAGCUCGCGCAGACGGUAUCCCUGUGCGGGGGUACGUCUCGUGUGUGCUUGGAUGCCCCUAUGAAGGGAAGAUCUCCCCGGCCAAAGUAGCUGAGGUCAGUAAGAAGAUGUACGCGAUGGGCUGUUACGAGAUCUCCCUGGGGGACACCAUCGGCGUGGGCACCCCCAGGGUCAUGAAGGAGAUGCUCUCUGCUGUCAUGCACGAGGUGCCGGUGGCUGCCCUGGCUGUCCACUGUCACGACACCUACGGCCAGGCUCUGGCCAACACCUUGAUGGCCCUGCAGAUGGGAGUGAGUGUUGUGGACUCCUCUGUGUCAGGACUCGGAGGCUGUCCCUAUGCACAGGGGGCGUCUGGAAACUUGGCCACCGAGGACCUGGUCUACAUGCUGGCAGGCUUGGGCAUUCACACGGGUGUGAACCUCCAGAAGCUCCUGGAAGCUGGGACCUUUAUCUGUCAAGCCCUUAACAGAAAAACCAGUUCUAAAGUGGCUCAGGCUACCUGUAGACUGUGAGCCCCUUGCCCACCUGAAGCUCUGGGGACUGUGUGGGAAUAGGGGCACAUCUGGAUGAUUCACUGAUAGGCUCAAGAAAAUGGGAAUGAGAUGGACAGGAACAGGCACCUCGCUGCCAGCCCUGCACACAGGUCCCUCCUGGUAGAAAGGAGGCGACGGACACGAGCUGCUUGGCCUCAGACCCUCCCUCCCAGAUCUGAGUAGGACUGAGAGGCUUUGGGGUGGGGCCUCCCUUCACCAUGGACCCAGCAGCCCAGGAGUUGAAUCCCAGGGGCCACUUGGGAACCCAAUUCCUUGGCUUGGGUUGAUCCUCAGGUCUUGCCUCUGGGUGAAUUCUGACAGGUGGCUACACAGCUCACCCCUGCCAUGGCCUUGUUGCAAUUGCUCUGUGACUUCAGAGGGCAAAAGGCACGGAGGGGUUUUUCCCCAAGCAAGCAGAGGGCAUUUGCUGAACGGGUGAAGGCUGAGUUCUGCAUUGGCCACCUGCCAACUCUAGCAUCUCUGGAAAAUCACUCUGAACACGAUUUUUUAAAACAGCCUUAUAAUUAAAGGUUUAAUGAUGCAGAAC